Molecule: messenger RNA, 681 nt
Organism: Penicillium angulare
Lineage: Eukaryota; Fungi; Ascomycota; Eurotiomycetes; Eurotiales; Aspergillaceae
Product: tyrosinase
Exons: 4
Molecular function (GO): oxidoreductase activity
Source: RefSeq, a predicted model, not a curated record
GACGUACUAGACGCUCAAUGGUUGGCCUGGAUAUCUGAGUUUAAUCAACUCGAAUCUCUUGCUGAGUUUUCCCUCAAAGCUACCCAGAAUAAUAUUGCUGCCCAGCAUACAGGAUGCACGCUUGAGGAAUUAAGAAUACGGCGAAAUUGGAGAGCUUUCUCUGUAGAGGAAAAGAAGGCAUACAUUGAUUCUGUGCUUUGUCUACAGUCUCUGCCGUCGCGAACUCCAAACGAGUUGGCAAAAGGAGCAAGGCCUCGGUAUGAUGAUUUCGUGGCUACUCACAUUAAUCAAACUAACAUUAUCCACCGUUCGGGCAUAUUUGUAGCCUGGCACCGAUACUUUAUCCAUGAGUUUGAGUUGGCAUUGCAGGAUGAAUGCAAAUAUAGCGGAGAUUAUCCACGUCAACCAGAAGAAUAUAUGGUCCUUAUCAAUACUGACUGGGAUUGGGGUGCAGAUGCCGAUUCUAUAGAAAUUUCACCCGUUUUCAAUGGGAGUGAUACAUCACUAUCUGGAAAUGGAGAAUACAUCCCCAAACAAAAAGGUAUCAGGGUUCCAGUUGGAAACUAUUCGCCUGUUUUCCUUCCACCAGGCACCGGAGGCGGCUGUGUCACUGGUGGACCCUUCAAAACUACACAGUCAGCAUGGGACCAUCAUACCUCUCAAUACCAGGCGAUGACAUAG